AGGUCACCUGACCCCCGACAUCUGACCCUCUACUUUACACCCCAUCCUCUCUGGUUACAACCGAAAGUGAAAUACCCAGAUCAGGCGUUUGUCCACCAUCAUAGGAUUAAAUAAACCCAACCUUUUCGCUUCAGAAUCGUGAUAAACAUAUCCCUCGUAUUCACAAUUGUUGUACCCAGAAAAGUCGGUGAAAUAAUAAAUAAUAAUAAUAAAUAAUCUCCAGAGAGUGCCCUCAACGACAUAAUUCAAUCGACGCAAAAGCUCAGACCAGUCUCGAUCGUAAUCAGCAUUUGGAUUAAUUCAUAGACAUUUGGUUGUGCUGAUUAAUGAGGAUAAACAUAAUGAAUGUUAAGCAAGUCAUCACGACGAAGACCUUUAGGGUCAGUAAAACAUUCGUGUGAAUGUUGAUCAGUGAAUUAAUCGGUUGGAAAACCGAGAACUCGAGUGGAUUAUGAAAUUUUGGUGAAGUUUGUAGGUUAGAGUGACGUUUUCAAUUUCAUUUGCGACUAUUAGCAUACGGUAAAGAGUCUCCCAGACAUCAUCUCCUCGAACAAUUGUUUUGUUGUUGUGUUUAUGAAGUUUUUGAAAAAUUCUUUUGGUGUUCGGUGAUGAGAAUCACCUCAGGAACGACAAGAACAAGUGAUUUGCGUUCAUCACUGAACCAGUGAAUUGAAUGAUCGAAUCCUGUGAUGAAAGGGGGGAUGAUCAGCCCUUAUUCCUGCUGGACACCCUGACUCGAGCUCUUCAUUUCUCCUGAAAGACCCACCGACAAACAUCACCAGCCGCCAUUUUCCUCUUCUCAACCCUAACCUGGACGUCUGACACCCCUCAACGACCCCGAAAAUGCUGCGAACUCAUCACUGAUCAUCCACUCCUUCCCCCACAGGUAAUGAACCCAUCAAUUCCAUUCAAUCAGCUGUCCUCGUCCCUGAUGAAGCUGCGAUGAGUAGUUCUGGCUUUCGGGAACGAGGCUUUGGACUACAGGGACGUUUCGACGAACCCCACGUCAACAAUCAGACAAAUGGACCACGUCAACAUCACCGAGGACACCCCCAGGGUGCCUUCAACACCCCACGUCGAAUUAAUCGACAACAUCUGGACAUCUGGACAGGUCCUCACUCAUUUUACCAACAUAACCUCCACAAUUCACCCCAAUCCUGGCAGAAUCGUCCACGUCUCCAAGGAAACAUCAGACAAUCAUUCAGGGGGGGUGGUAAUUACCCCCCUCAGGUAAUUAGGGGGGGAUUUCCCCGAGGAAAUGGUGGAAACGUGAGAUUUUCGAAUGGCAGAGGACAUCAUCAGUAUCACAAUCAGGAUUUCAGGUGGAGAUUUUCAUCUCGUGAGGUGCCAAUUCCUAGUGACAAGGUUCAGGAUCCAGGACCACCACCACUAGGUUCAGAAGCUGAACGUAAACAGAAGAUAACAAACGCUGUGGACGAGCUGAAGCGAAAGCUCCUGUCGAAUGAUGGAAUGUCCAGUGAUGACAUCAUCUGGGAUCAGGAGGUUAUGGUUCCUGGGAGGGAUUCAGGGGGUGAGGGAAGGAUCCAGGGGGUUCCUGGAUUACUUCAUGGACCCCCUGAGAUAGCCCUAACCACAAAUGACCUCAAGGACAUCGGAAGGGUCGACCUGGACCUUCAGAAGGACUCGAAUGUCAGUUCUAAUGACCUCGAUUGCGAGAUUAUUGACGUGGACAGGAGCACCAGGAGCUUCAGGGAAAUUGUUAUACACGAUCUGGAGGAUAAUCUCAUGGACUCACCCGGGAUGACAUCAAUUAAUCCCCAGAGGACACCUCAGGAUCAUCUCCAGGAUGUUUCGACGAUUUUUCCGCACCCCGAGGGCUUUUUAAAAUCAACGAACGUCAAUUCUCUUGAGGAUGACGUCCCUGGAGUCACUGGAAAUGUGUCUGAGGUGAAUGCAAAGCCCUCGAGGACAUCUCCAAGGACAUCACCAAGGAUAAUCACCUGCCAGACGUCGAGGAGUGAUAAAAUCCCAGCAGAUCCAGCAAAACAUAAUAAUUUCGUCAAUUCUAAUUCCCCCUCAGGCUUUCCCCCUCACCGUAAGGCCCAAUUUGACCCCACCGAGCGUGGGGGGACGUCACCCGAGGACUUUCAGGACCGGAGGACCUCCAGGACCUCCAGCGACGAUCCCAACACCAAUAAAUUACGGUUUAAUGGCGGAGAAUUCACGAAAUCCUUCAACAGGUCGACUGAAAUCGAGUCUAGGGACUUUCUGAGCCUUCACAGGUCGUCUCACAACAUCAAUUAUCCCCAGAAAAUCACUAGCAACAUCAGCUGUCCCAUUUACACCCCAUUUACGUCGCCAUCAGGAUCAAAUAGGACACAUCAGGUGCCUGGAUAUGAAGUUCUUCAACCUCCGCCGACAGUUUUCACCCCCAGGAUGAACGAAAAUGUCGUUAAACUGGGGAAUUUAAUUCCUGAUUACAACGUCAUAACCUCUGGUGAGUAUUCAACGUCAUCGAUGAUGAGGGGGACAUCGAUGGAGUACGAAAUGUCCAGAUGUUACGGUACCAUGACGAACUACGUGGAGAUGACGUAUCCACCAGCUGUACAUUCGAUGGAUUACCCCACUCCAAUGGCCCCAGCUCCACCCCAGGUGAAUUCAAAUGACUUAAAUGAUGAUUUGAAUCAGAUUCCAAUGCCAUCGAGUGGAUCGUCAGGUGCCCAUGAGGACGAGGCCCUCGGGGAGUUGAAGAAAGCGAUGGAAUUUGCCCAGAAGAUCAUGGGAAUGGGAAAUGACGAGGACAUAACCUUCCAAAAGGAAUGUGAAAAUGGUUUUGAUAAUUUUCCGACACUUCCAGACCUACCACCACCACUUCCACCUCUACCAGUGCCUCCAGAUGAUGAUGACACGUUGAAGAAGUCGAAGACCACGAAGAAGAAGAAGAAGAAGAAGAAUCAGGAGUUGGAGACGUCAAAAUCCACCUCAGGAGCAUCAAAUUUCAACGAAAUUAACGGGAUUUUGACUUCUGGAGGUGGACAAUCAUCAACACCAUCAGUAUGUACCACUUCUGUACCUGAAACUGUGUCCUCAGCAUCUCCAGGUGCUACGACAAACGAUGAAAUUGUACCUCCAACACGAGAAGAUCGACCUCGAAUGACGUUUAGCCUCCAAUCAAAGAAAUUAAUUCAGUCAAACGACUGGAGAAAAAUGGCGAUAUCACCAGUUCGAGACAUCAGGACAACCCCAAAGCCCCCACCAAGACCCCCACCCCCACCUGAACCCACCGAUUUCCCCAGGAAAUCCGAGAAAAUCCGAAAAAACCAGGAAAUCGUGACAGAAAAACCUGAAAAUUUUGGAUUCCAAAACUCGAAAAAACAACUUCCAACGCUCGAUCUGAUGGAUUUCCUCAAGAACUCCCCCCAAAACCUCCUCUCCAGCCCCCCCUCAAGCACCCCCCAACCCCCCCAACCCUCUGAUUCACCCCAGGACACCUCCACCACCUCCAGGAGACACGAGUCCACCUGGAAGGACCGAGUUAUCGGUCGUUUUCUCAAGAUGUCGAAGAACGACAUCAAGAACAUGAUCAACAACUCCAACCUCCGUAAGUUCGAUAUUGCGAUGAAGCACCUGGUGAAGGAGAAGAAGUCCUCGUUGUCACUGGAGAUGAGGAACACCGAGGACGAGAGGAUAAAAAGUAAGGAAUUAGCGUACGAUAAAGAGGACUUCAUUCAUCAAUUGAAACAGAUUCUGGAUCCAGCAGCGACUGUCGAUGUUUCUGAUCUUCCCACGAACUUCAUCCACCAGCUGAAUGAAGUUCUUCAGCUGGAUGUUGUCCCUCGUGAGGAUCCUAACCUUGAAAUUAUGAUGUCCAAUCCCCAGACACCAAACAAACGUCAAAUCGAUGAUUUACCGCAGCUCCAGCCAACGUCAGGGAUCAAUGUUUCCCUAAUGUCUAGGGACAUACCUCAUCUGGGGAUCGAUAAACUCGUGACUAAAGCUACAACAUCUUGUAGGAGGUCUACAGUCAGUUAUCGGGGGGGUAAACUACCCCACGAUAAUCACUCGUCAUCAACUGACUCACAACAAAAUCAUAAAAAUAAUAACUUACGUGAUUUGAGGUUAUGUACAAGUGAAUUAGGACAUCCAGAGGCUGGUGCACUGAUAAUGGAGGAGGUGGAUGACAUCUUCAAGGAGGGAAUCACCAGGUCGAGGAUCUCCAAAGCCCCGAGGGUUGACACCCCAAUCGUCGACAGAGUCGAUCGAAUAUUCAACAGUGGAAUAGCAGCAGCUAAAGCUGCGCCAAAAACUGACGAUCGAAUGAGAUCGCGUAAAAACUCGAGUGAUCUUGACUUCUUCAGAAACUUAACGAGGGAGGAGUAUGACGCGAGGUAUGGUGAGUCCUCCCAUUCACUUCAGGAUAAUUCCAACAGGAUAAUGACACCCCAGAUGACGAGAAAAUCGAUGGAUUCACCUGGUCCAGGUGAUGAUACGUUCGUGAAGUGUCAUCAUCACUCUCCAGGUGAUAAUUCUCAUGAUGAUGGGACCAGUGAUGAUGGGGUGUCGUCUUCAGAUGUGUCUGACAGCUCCAACGAGCCCAGCAUCGACGUCUCCAGGAUGUUGAGGUUCAUUAAGGAGAGGGAGAAAAUGGCGAAGAAGAAGAGCAUUAAUGAGGAGAUCAGGGAUGAGGUUACGGCGGAGAUCGAGCGAAAGAGAAAGGAAAAGAGGGCGCUGAAGGGCUGGAGGGUGAGAAAGAGGGAGAAGAGGGUGAAGCAUCGAAGGGAGAGACAUCACAAGACCCGGAAGAAGAAGAAAAAACGUAAUUGUCAGGCUGAUGAGGUGAGUAAUGUCCUCGAUGGAGUGGGGAAGGGCCUGAGGGGGGGGAGGAACGUUAUGGGGGGGUUGCAACCCCCUCAGGGACUUCUGAGAGAGGAUGAGAUCAAGAAAGAACCUGGGGAGGAGACCAGAGGACCUGGAAAGGCACCUGACAGACUGAUUUCAUCAUCUGGAGCUGGGGAGAAGAUGGGAAUUGGUGGAUCGAAAGUUUUUGAGGUUAAACCGACAUGUCAAUCCAGGUCUGGGGGCACUAGUGCACCCCAGGGUGAUCAUGAUCCAUCCCCAAGGGGUGUGACACCCCCUGGAAACCCACCAGCUCCAUCAUCACCAGAAAGUUCGUGUUCUAAUGGACAAAAUUCGAAUUUUUUUCUUAAAACUAAAGCACAACUGAAGCUGAUGCCGGAAGGGAUGACGACGUCUGGAUCAUCAGGUUGUUCAGGUGUGGGGGUGAGGGGUGAACGAAAGGGACCAUCGACACCCCCACACCAGGGGAUGACUCCAUCACGUGGGGUAAAUGAUGAUCCGGAGGAUUCGGUUGUUGUGAAGACUGAAAGUGAUGACAUUUCACGAGGACAACGACCUCCUGGACAUCAUCCCCUGCUUUCAGGGGGUUCUUCGGUCUUCAUGGGGGUGUAUGAGGGACGGGGGGAGGGGUUGAAGAAGGGUCUGGAGGGUAAAUCAUCGUUGGGGAUGAUGGAGACUACAGAAAGUGCGAGAUUCACGUUUCUGUCUAAAAAUAAGUUGAUGGACGCCAGGGGAAUCGAUCUGGAUCCUUUUGUCCUGGGGGAGGGGACCCGGGUCACCCCGAGGGUACCUCCAGAUGCCUCCAGAUGUCAUCAGGAAUGUGGAUCAACAUCUGGUGGAGGUUAUGGUGCAAAAGGAAUUUCUAAAACAAAGAAAUUGGAUUUUAAGGCGUAUCAGGAGAGGGCGUUGGUGAAGAAGUUGAGGGCUGAAGGGAAAAUCAUGUUGGGGCAGGUCCUGGGGGGUGGUGGGCAGGUCCUGGGGGGUCCUGGGGAGGUCCUGGGGGGUGGGGUUGAUCACCUGAAUGUGUCAAGAUCGAUUGACAGCUCGAUGUCUCCAGUUGUUGCUGGUUCGUCGAGUUUGGGGAGGGAAAUUGUGAGAAAUAAUUCUGAAGGGAUGAGGUUAGAAGACCAACGGAUGGACCUGGAGGACAUGUCCACCUCCAAGGACAUCAUCAUUCAGACAUCUGACGUGUUUCAAGGACAAAUUACCUCGUCGUCUGGAGCUGGAGGUGUUGGAGCUCGAUCGAUCGCAGGUGAAUUAUUCGGUUCUUCAGAUCGAAAAAACAAAUCUGGAGACAUUUCAGGAGGAAAAUGGAGAUCGUCUUCGUCAUCUAGGGGGGGAGGUACCUCAGGACAAUCAGAUGCUGCUGGGAGGACGUCUGGAAGUCCUGGACAGGAGAAAAAUCGUAAGAAAAGAGAUAAAAAAAUGAAAGAAAAAUUUACUAAAUUCGGGUUUUAUUUUAAAUCAGGGGAGGACAUCACCAGCGAUGGAUUACCUGACGUUGUUCCAGGGGAAUAUGUACCUGAAGUUAAGUGUCAACACCAGAAAAUUCCUCAGGAACUUAUCUCCAAAAAUUCUGGAAAUAUUGAUGACCUUGAGAUUGAAAAAACGUUUCAAAUCGUCGAUUCAACAUCUGGGGGACGUCCAGGUGGUGAUGAGGGACUUUUGGGAGUCCUGGAGACGACGUCGACAUCUGGAAGAACCUCACCAGGUCCACCAAAGCCGUUGGAACCCCUGAAGAAGCCACAAAAUCCCGAAGAACAUCGAAUAUCGUCAGGAAAAUCUCAUUCAGACGUGAUUUCUCAUCAGGAAACGGCACUUCCCGCUGGGGGAAAUGAUGAUUUCAAGGUUCUGGAGCUGUUGGACCCACCUCCAGGUCGAUUGGACCCACCUCCAGGUCGAUUGGACCCUGAGGAAGACCUUUCUCCAGGUGAUAAGGCCCAUCAGCAUCAGAAAAAUCCAGAAAAUUCAUCGCACGUCCUGAUGUCUUCCCCAUCUGACGUUCCCCCUCCCCCACCUGACACAUCAGGACCAUCAACAUCUCCUGGAGAUACCCCUCCCCCUCUUCCUCAUCAUCAAGAAGAGGGUUCUGUACCUGAGGAAAUGGAGACAUUGAAAAAUGAAAAUUCAAAAGCUCCAGAUGUCAACGAAAAAACAGAUUUUGGUUCUUUGGAGGUGAAUGACGGCACCUGGAGGGGUGAUCCUGACCCCCUGGACCCCCACCACCUGGACCCUGACCCCCUGGACCCCCACCAACUGGAUCCAGAUCAUCUGGACCCAGAAAUCCUCCAGGAAAUUCCUGAUUCCAAGGAAAUCUUCACUGAAUCACAGGAAAAUUGGCAGUUGGAUCCAGAGACAUCACCAGAAAGAGGGAAUGUUGUCCUUCAUGAUCGUGCUCUGGUGGUGGACAUCCCGAGGAAUACUCUCCUGGAUGAUCCAGUACCAUUUGCCACGAGGAAUAAUUCUCCAGUUCCUGAGGGAGAUGCUUCUGAUGAAUUUGGAAUUCUCUGUGAAAAUGACAUUCAGGAGUCGAUCUACGAUCAUCAGCUGGUGGAGAACUCCCCCAUGGCCAUCAUGAACGGCUCCUCCCCACGUCUGGGGACGUCAUUCAGUCCAGAAGAUGAUGGUGUUGAUGGAUCGAGGGAGAGAAACGAUUUUAAUGACGUGAAUCAGGUGAAGAAGGAGCUGAUUGACGUGAAGGGGACGACAUCCCCGCAGAUUUUGGGUUGUCUGGUCCUUCAGGGGGUGUCCAACGACCCCAAGGGGGUUGUCAAUCAUCCGGAGGGGGAAGAAGAUGAUGAAGACGUUGGGAAAAUCUCCAGAUCCGAAGCUACAGCCGAUGAAAACGAGAAUUUAAGCAGAAAAUUGACUGACGCAUCUCCAAGAGGUCCAGCACCAGUUUCCAGGAUUCAGAAGGGUCUAGAUGAUGGGGGGAAUGUUCAGGGUGUUGAAGAGGCUCCACAGACAGCCCCAACAGCAGAAGAUAACGAUUUAUCCCACCAGGAAGUGGAGGACAUCAAAUCGUUGGACGAAAUCGAACGAAAAAUCGUUGAAACAUCUGAUGACAAUCAGAAAAUAAUUAACGAACAGCAGAAUAUAUCAUCAAGUGAUGACUUACCUCGUGUUCCUGAUGAAGAUGUUGACCCCCAGGUGGAGGUUCCACCCCCCGAACCCCCGGAACAUCCGCUGAACUCGUUGAUGACAGGAGAAUCUCCAUCAGGUGAAUCCAGUCAAGUUCUGUUGUCUAAAUCAUCAACUGUCAGCCCUUCCCCACCAGGACCUCCACCGGGGGCAUCACUAGGACCUCAAGACCUGGGGGAGGUACCUUCUGAAGCAGAAAAACCCCAGAAGACGUUUGAUAAACCGAAUGACGAAGUGGAGAUCUCGUAUUCGUCGAAAAAUCAUCAAAAUCUGAUGGAAAUUAAUUCGUCGAGUCCUUCAGGGCCUUCACCGAGUCCUUCAGGACCUUCACCGAGUCCUCCAGGACCUUCACCGAAGCCCCUGGAUCCCCCCAGAAGUCCACCCGCACCCUCACCACCUCCAGAAGCUUCAAAACAUCAGAAAAAAGACGAUUCAAGAGGUGGAAUCAGCGAAAAAUCGAGAGAUCGUCAUGAAAAGAGGAAAAAGGAUGUGAAUUCCCUGAAGAAGAUCCACAAAUUGUCAUCACCAGUUCAUCACCACAAGAAGCACAAGAGUGAUGACAGGAAGAGGUCGAGGAUCACCAGGAGGCAGCUGGAGGACGCCAUAAAAUCGAAUGUCGUCGUAAUUUCCCAGCCGACAACGAAGAUUGGAGUCAUGGAGAGGAUGAGGGAGAUUGACAUCGCCAUUCAGACCCUGAUGAACGAGAAGAUGACACUCUACCAGAUGUUGCAGAACGACGAGUGGCCUUUGGUCCAGGUUGACGUCCCUGAAGGACCAGGAAUCGAUGAAAAAUCGAUUGGAAUGAUGGAAAUUCCAGGAGAAAAGUCACCAAAAGGGACGAAAACUCCUGGGUUUUGCCUUCUGGACACGUCAGAAGGUCAUCAGUCCACUGGGUCUGAUCCACCAUCGACUAAAUCCAAGUCCUCAGGGUCUUUACCCCUCCCCAAUAUCGUCAAAGUGCCAAAAAACUCCAGAAACGACGACAAAGUCUCUCACAAAUCCAAAAAACGAGGGCGGGGUAAAGAUGAUGAUGUUAUCAUCAAGACAAAGGAGCUGAGGAGGGAGUCACCAGGUGAUUCUGCCCUUCUGAAGGUCCUGGAGGAUCAGGGGCACAAGAGGGAUAAGAAGUCCAGCUCGAAAGGUCCAGAAGAGGCAGGAAAACGAGGUCUGAAGGUGUCGCAAUUGACAGAUAGUGAGGUUAGGUUGAAAUUAUCGAAUCAAAAGACCAAGAUGUCCACCAUUUGCGAGGAAAAAUUCACCGAGGGUUCGUUGAAGGGCUUCGACAAGUCCUCGACACGACAUAAAAGUGGUUCAGGGCACCUGGAGACGCCGGAGAGUCAGGAAAGUUCAGAAGUUUCAAGAGUUGACAAGAGGAAGAAGGACAGCAGGAGGUUGAAGAGACCUCCAGAGAGUCUUCUGUACUCUGACGACAGCACGUUGGACUCUACUGAUCGAGGUACGAGUGAUCAGAAGAGGGCGACGGGUCUGGUGUUGCUGGAGGAGAGCAUGAAGCGAGAGAGUGGAGUCAGGAAGACACAGGACACCAAAAAAUGGAAAGAAAUGAGUCACGAAAAUGGCGUCAUCGACAUCUCCAAGUCGAUUGUCUCCAAGAAGAGGCACAUUCAGAAGACCUCGAGCAUUUCAGGGGAUAAAUUGGUGACUUCAAGACCUCCAGGAGAUGCCAGAAGUCAGAAACAUACCUCACAGGGUCCUGAUGGUGUCACCAAAGGUCGAAUUGUCAAUUUUCAAAGGCCUGGAGGCAGCAAAAAGCUGGAGAAGGGGGAGAAAGUCCUUGAUAAGGUUGAAGAAUCCAAGAAAAAGGUCAAGGAUGACGUCAGGAAGUCGCUGGAUAUCAAAACUGAGACGAAACCUCCAAAAAAAACUGACACGAAAUUCAAUCUCAUUGAUUCUGACUCGUCUGGGAGCAGAUCUCCAACUUAUCCAGACUCCACUGCCUCCACAGAUGUCACCACCACCAUGAGGACACUCCCCAAACGUCUGGGGGUUGUUAACGAUGAAGUGGAACGAGAUAAAGAGACUAGAGAGUCUAAAAAAUCUGAAAUACCAUCAGAGUUGAAGAUGCCAGUCUUGAAGGCCGCCAUAUUGGAUGAAUUAUCUGAUUCUUCCAGUUCUUCAUCAUCAAAAUGUCUUCAGGAGGCUCCAAAAAAUUCCCAAACUCCCAAACACAUCAUCGAAGCACCUGAAGACAGACACAAAAGGCUUCUGGACCCGGAGAAAAAUGAUAAGACAAAGGAAAAUCGUUUAAAACACUCGAGACAUCCAGACAAAGGAAUAAAAUCUAAAUUAAAUCCUCGACAUUCAGACAAAGCGAGUUCCAAAGAACGUGACAGAAUAACCUCAACAGAACCAAAGAAAGAUGAGAAAGAAAAAAUUCAGGUUGAUCCUCACGUUGGAGAUGAGUCUCCCAUUGAAGGUGAUGACGAGGAUGAGGAGAUGUCCAUAAAACGAAGGAGCACAUCAAGAAAAAGUAAAAAAAUCAGCAGCAAGAGGACCAACAAAUCCUCCUCUCGAAGUGGGUCAAGAUCAAAAAGAGUUUUGCGAUCAAGUUCACGUGAAUCAUCACCAGGAGAUGACAAAGUGGUGAAGAGACCUCGCUCUGGGAGCUCUCCAAGCUCCACACACAGUCACAAAAGGUCUUCUGGGUCCAAAAGAGAGCAUCACCUGCCUAAUCACAGGAUUAAAAAGAAAAUGGUGGAAAGAAGUCGAGAUGAAGUGAUGAAUUGUCGAGUUGAGGUGGUAGAUUGCAAGUAUUUAUUGUCUUUGGACCCUGAAGAUCAUCCCCAGGUGUUCAAGAAGCUGGGGAUCUCCAGGAUAAACCUCAGGACACCAUCAAAACCCACGAUUUUUAAUCAGGAGAUCAACAGGAGUGAAGAGGACUGUCAGGCCAUGAUUGUCGUCGAGGUUGACGAUACCAUCGUCAGUUCACCAGCUCUAGAGCUGAUCGAAGAUGGAGGUGACCCUGAGGAGGAUAAAAUGUCGGAGAAGUCGGUCUGUCUGGGGUUUCCAGUGUCUCCAAGACAUGAAUUGGUCGACAGUAAAAUGGAGGAUCAGGUGGAUUUGGCUGAAAACAAAGAGAGAGUGUUCAGGACAGUGGAGGGGGGGAGUGAGGGGGAUGUUGAGGGGAUUGACAUCAAGGAGGAGCCCAUCCUGAUGGUGGAUAGUGUCACUGAUGCUGAAGCUCGUGGAGACGAGCUGAAUGCUAAGAGUGAGGUUAGGUUGCAUCAAGAUGAUGAAGAGCCUGACCAGGGGCUGGAUGAAGGUGAUGGUGGUGGUGGUGGUGAUGAUGAGAAGGAUCGAAUGCGAUAUAGUGCACACAAAGGGCCGAUCCUGGAUAUUAAGGUCUUUGGUGACUCUUUCCUUGCAGCUAGUGAAGACGGUGCGAUCUACAGGUACAGUCAGAAGUCAAAUGGAAUAUUGAACAUCUACAAGGGUCACGAAGCUGCUGUCACAUGUCUCUACGUUCAUGAAAUUCCAGGAAUUACCGAGAGCAAAAAAUGGUUCCUUUUUUCUGGAUCACUCGAUGCCAGUUUACGAUGUUACGAUGUCAUGGGGGGAGUGCUGAAUCGUCCGAAGGUCACUGUUGGCAGUCCCAUUCAAUGUAUGGACGAGGCCUGGGGGAGUAUUUUCAUUGGGACGAAGUCUGGACACAUUUCACGAUAUGAUAUCAAGACCGGCAGCUUGAGAGAAGAUAAAUUAGAUUUUUCGGACAAACCUGUGCUCGCUUUACGUGCGUCCACCGAGGGACCACGAAAAAUUCUGAUCGUUGCGUCUCGCAACCAGCCAAUCACCAUUCGAGACGCCCAGAGUGGCCUUUUCCUCAGGACUAUCGCUGGACAGCGAACCCACACUGUCUACAGCCUCAUGAGGGACAGAAAUCUCGUUUAUUGUGGCACCAGCAGCACUUCCAUUCCGGUAUUCGAUUUCAUAAGUGGAGAGCAAGUGACGCAGUACACAGCUGGUGUUGGUAUUGUGUGCAUGAGGCUUCAUCAACAAUUACUGUUUGCUGGAUGCUACGACGGAAAUAUUUAUGUCUUUGAUACCAAGGAACCAAAGUUGAUUUGCAGCAUUCCAGGCCCUGGAAAUAUGCUGCUCAGUAUGGAAAUCAUCGAUGAGACUAUAAUCGCUGGGAGUAAGGAUCGACAAUUGCACGCCUGGCCAAUGCCACCAUCAGUCCGUACAAUUCUCCUUCAACGAACCUAGCAAAUGCUCAGAGAUUAUAAAUUUAAGUGCCUAGAAAGUCUAGUCAAACGUAUAAAGACUCAAAAAUCACCGAAAAUAUGGAAAAGUUGAUAUGCGUCUGUCUGACAAAAAAAUCGUUAAAACUGUACAAUAAUAUAAAUAUUGCACAUAACAAUUAUUAUUUUUUUUUUUGUACAAAACAAAAUCAACAAAUACCACAAGAAACAUUAACGUGUAAGUUACAUUAUUGUCUAGUAUUUUUUUAAUGUUUAUCGAUAAGUUCGAUUAUUUAUCAACUCCACAUUCUAUUGUUUGUGAAAUAUUUCUCGGGGAAAAAAACAAUUUAAGAAUAAUGGAGGUGGUAAACAGAUGUUUAUCUAUUCAUUAUAGUGCCAAAUGUAUAUCUAUUUCUGUUGCAUGUUCACAAUGUUUAUUUAUUGUAUAAUGUACUGAAAAUAAACUUAAGAUAAACAACAUGAACAUGUUUACAAUUAAGAUUUUAUUAACAGAAUGUUUAAAUUUAAGUGACUAUUUAUGUAUUUUUUAGUUGAAUGAAAAAAAUUGUCAAAAUGUGUUGAAGAAAAAAUUUACAUAAAAAAAAACAAUUGAAAAAAUA
This is a messenger RNA of Diachasmimorpha longicaudata, 12775 nucleotides long. RefSeq lists its product as uncharacterized. Gene Ontology annotation, molecular function: RNA binding; SH3 domain binding. Lineage: Eukaryota; Metazoa; Arthropoda; Insecta; Hymenoptera; Braconidae. The transcript is spliced from 8 exons. Gene Ontology annotation, cellular component: cytosol; membrane. The record is from RefSeq and is a predicted model, not a curated record. Bases 943 to 12180 code for a protein of 3745 amino acids.